Ruditapes philippinarum (Manila clam) is the source of this 3497-nucleotide messenger RNA. RefSeq lists its product as uncharacterized. Bases 425 to 2956 code for a protein of 843 amino acids. The transcript has 2 exons. NCBI's taxonomy places the organism in Eukaryota, Metazoa, Mollusca, Bivalvia, Venerida, Veneridae. The record is from RefSeq and is a predicted model, not a curated record.
UACUAUUGUUGAUCGUAACGUAUUUUAAGCAAUUAUAACGUAGAAUUGAUUUUAAACAUAACAUAUUUUUACCAUGCCGUGUUUUUAAGACAUUUAUAUUUUAAGCCAUGAAAUUAGAUCUAUAACCAUGAUAAAAAUGUUUACUUUAGGCACAAUGAUAAUUUUACUUCCUUAUACAGAUAACCACUGACUGAUAUUAGGAAAAUGCAUGGAGAUAACAAAUAUUUUACAGAUCGUUAAAAAAAACCAUUGAGAUUGUUAGCUCACAUUGAAAAGCAGAGCAUGUUAUUAACGCUUAAAUAUGAACACAACGGAUUCGAACGGGUGAAACUUGUUUUCUGCUUUCAUGAUCAAAUAAAGUAGCUGGUAAGCGUGAAAAGAUAUACAUUGAAUAUAACUGAACAGAGAUAGCACACCUGUCAAUAUGCAAACAUCUGCAAAAAAUGGGACUUUUAAAGGUGAAGCAAUAUGGCAUGUGAGAGCGCAUAACCAGAAGACAGUAGAACGUUUAAAACAUAAUUUUUCAUUACUUACAUGUCCAGACAAUGCACAGGGAAUAGAAAAUGAUCCUCUACCUUAUACUAUAGAACCGAUCCCGUAUUCAGUACGGCCAAGUUCUCAUCCUGAGUUGAUGCCAGAAUCUAUAGCAAGAGAAAUCUUUGAUGUCGAUGUUAAGAACACAAACAAGUCAGAAAAUUAUUUUCUUACUCACUCUACGGAGGAUUUUAUUCUUGACUUGGUUUUACCAAUUCCAAUGGCAGGAUGUCUUACACUUUAUGCAAUGCAAAAUUUUCAACGAGAAAAAGAAAUGCUUACUGUAUCCAGAAAUCAUAAAGAACAUUGCACUGUUUUAACAGGAAGCUGCUCGGAUGGACUAAGUUUGCCAGAAGUAACACACAUAAAACGAAAACAUAAAGUCACAGAAGGUCCAGAUGAAGACAAAAUCUACAUAUUUACUUCACUGAUUGUUGACAGUGAAAACAGGAGGGCUUUCUGCUCGUUGGAUACUUCGAAAAGUCCGCCUGGAUAUACAAGACUUAUCAUGAACACAGGAUGGUUGGAAAAGAGACCAAGUAAAUAUCCACGAGAACGUGUUGAAGAAACUCUCAUAAAACGAAACUAUCCGGGAUUCUUAUCGUCAGAUGAAAGAGAUGUUGUUGUGAGAAGUAAAUUAGUUAGUAUUCUCAGAAAAUAUUUAAAGGAUGAAAUACGUAGUAGGGAAAAGGAACGCUUAUUUUUUCGGAGAACUCCAUUUGCCGAUUCGACCCCAAGCGUCCAUUUUUCUUGCCAUGGACCAGCGGUAACUUGUGAAUUAGAAAGAUCUGAUUUUAUGAAAGUAACACUUUCCUGUGAUAAUGUCGUUGCACUCCCGUGUCCGCGCUGGCCACAUGAAGCAGCAGAAUGGAUCCAUAGAGAUCGUGCUUGGCCUUCAAAAGCUCUUGUCCGUUUUGUUGUUAAAGGUGGUUGUCAUAUUGUCCCAAAGGGGGAUAAACACCACAAAGAUGCCCACGACUUCCUCAUAUCAUUCUCUCACUGUGAGAAACUUAUUGCCCUGAGUUUGAGUAUCAAACAGAAGAGAUGUUACAUGUUGUUCAAGUUCUUAUUCAAGUAUUCCAUAAAUAGAGUAAAUCGCGGGUUAACUACCUACCACUGCAAAACUAUAUUUUUCCAGCUCUGCGAGAAAAUCCAUGAAGAUCAGUGGAGUGAAAUUCACCCCUUUGAUUUUUUGAUGAGGUUACUCAAUCAGAUGGAAAACUGUCUGCGAAUCGGAUAUUUGCCAAUGUACUUCAUACCAAAGCGGAACAUGAUUCACUUCAUGACGAAACGCACGAGGGAGGUUGUGUUGUCUGACAUUCAGAAGGUUAUUGAGAACCCAGUAGGUAUCUUUCUAGAGCUGACAGAAAAACACAGGUUCUGCUGGUUUUCACAAGACAUAUCAGCAGCGUGUUUGUUCACGCCUUUAUUGGUAAAUCAACAAUUGUCGAACAGUUUAGCACAGGAAACGUUAUUAACUUACAUAUCAACACUGCUGGACAAAGGAGAAGUGGGCUUUGUUCUCUCUUUGUUAUGCGGAACUGAAAUAUGUGACCAGCCACCCUCUACAGAAACUGCAAUUUAUUAUGUAGAGAAGGCAGCUAAAAGCGAUGGUGGAUCAGGCUGUAUAAGCGUUCAGGCUUUACUUGCGACACUUUACCACCAACAUGCAUGUAGCAUAUCUUUUGGGUAUUUAACUGGUCGCAAAUUAAUGAUGAAAAGUUUGGGUAUAUUUGAGAACAUUCUUCGAGAAGAAAAUUGUAGUGCGUGGGUAGUUGGUGAAUACUACAAUCUACUGUUCAACUUACAAUGGUAUGACAAGAUCAUGAACCAUUUUACCACUAUAGUAAGAAGAGACUUUAAUCCGACAGGCAUUGAUUUUUUCAAAAGUGGAAUAUACACAGUUGUAGAUUAUCAUAACCGAAGUACAGUAGAAAAGGCAAUCCAAGUAUGCCCGGAAUUCAUCGUACCUUCUAUACUGUAUGUCAGUUACAAAGCUAUAACAGCCAGUAUAUGCUUCAUGGGGCAAUACAAAUUACCAAACGUGGACAUUGAGACCAUUUUUAAGUUUAAUGAGAAGCUAAUGAAGAAGUUACAACUUUGGUUAUCAGAGAAGGAGAGGUUGUACCCCGAAUACACAGACGAGUAUGCCCAUAUUAUUCUUAGUUUGGGGUUUAAGCAUCUUGAUGACAUUGGAAGUUACAAAAACGAAUUGUGUGCUGCUGAAGAUUUUGACAUCCCACUUCGUAAGGAAGGAACUAAUUUUGUCUUCAUCGAACCGGUAACGGUGAGAAUUCAUCAUAGCUUUAAGAGCUACAGAUACAGUCCGUACACUCGAAAAAGUAAACGAAAGAAGUCGAGAGUUCCUGAUUUGGAUUUCCGAUUUAGAGACUUUUUAGUGCACGAAUAUACACACUAUUAGGUAUACAGUAUUCCUACUUGGAUAUGUUGCCUGCUUUUUAUAUUUUGUUUAUGAAAUAAAAGUAGCAAAAUGUAAACAAAGUAGUAUUUUGGCUUCCAUACAAAAAACUAAAUCACUUUAACUGUACUAGUUGCUAAAAUGCAACAGAUACAAAUGAUGGUUCAAGUAAUUGGCCAAUGAGAUACUUUUCGGAAGAAGUUCAAGCAGGACAACAAAAGUAAAAAGCUUUAGAGAAGAAAACAAAAAUUAUGAGGUAUAAUGGGCCUUUAAAACAGAUGUACAUGAUUCUACAGAGACAAAAAUAGAACAUAAAAAGAAUGGAUUUUGAAAUUGAAUAUGAAUAGUAAGUGUGAUUUGCAGCGGUUUAGCAACGAAAUGUUCGUAGAAUAGUGUACAAAAUCUUUAUCAAUGUUUAUUACUUGUUGUAGUAUGGAGACAAUAACUCGCCGGUCUUUAUUUAAAUACUGUGUAUUAUAAUAAAUGCAAAUCUUAGCUUUGUAAUCAUUAUUGUUAGUAAAUGUAUUAUUUUUCAUUCGUUUUA